Messenger RNA from Mangifera indica (mango), 531 nucleotides. RefSeq lists its product as uncharacterized. Bases 1 to 531 code for a protein of 176 amino acids. Lineage: Eukaryota; Viridiplantae; Streptophyta; Magnoliopsida; Sapindales; Anacardiaceae. The transcript has a single exon. The record is from RefSeq and is a predicted model, not a curated record.
AUGACGAAGAAAAGCAGUGAUGUUAGUCGUAGGGUCUGGAACUUGUUACGUCUGGCAUUGCUGUGGGCAAGAAAGAGCGGGGUGUUUAAGAGAUGUUUGACGAUGGAGGUUGGUGUGUUGAGAAAAUUCAUCAAAAGUUUAGGACCCAACACUCCACGGGAUCAGAUUUAUUAUGGAGAGCGGGAGCUUUCCUUUGACAAGACUCCUAUUUUCAAUGCGAAGAUGCAUCAUCCUGCUUCCAUGAGAUAUCUUAUUCCUUGCAUGGCCCCGCCUGUUGAUUUUGAUUAUGAUUUUGAUAUUGAUGAUCAUUAUCAUGAUGAGGGAGAUGGAGGUUAUGCUUAUGAUUAUAGGAGGAAGAGUUGCUUGAAGAAUGAAGAAGAAUAUGAAGAGGCAACUACUGAAGAGAAGAUUCCAUUGGAGGAACAAGGAAUUGACUUGAGAGCGGAGGAGUUCAUAGCCAAGUUUUACCAACAAAUCAAAAUGCAAAGACAGAUUUCAUAUUUGGAGAGACUAAAUAAAAGCACUACUUAG